UUGUUUACAGGUUUCGUGAAUACACUCAAAUCUCUUCAAAUCCACGUCCCCAAAGCCGUUCUCACAGGUCUAGACGCGGAACUAAUGUGUACAUACGAAUUGGAAGGAGCCCAGCUAUAUUCGAUACGCUGGUAUAGAAAUAUGAUUGAGUUCUACCGAUACGUACCAAAGGAGUCGCCCGCUACCAAGGUUUUUCCAGUGGCAGAGAUUAAAGUCGACGUAGCAGCGUCAGAUCAAAAUCGUGUUGUACUUACAGAAGUAGACAGAACGUUGACAGGAGAAUACCAAUGUGAAGUAUCUGCUGAUGCACCCUUGUUUCAUACGGACAUAAAAUCAGCUAAAAUGGUGGUAGUUGAACCGCCGCUUUUAAGUCCCAAUGUUACAUCUGAUAGAAUGACCUACAUCGGUGGAGAUCACAUAAGAGCAAACUGUACCUCGCCACCAUCACUACCAGCAGCUAAUAUCACGUGGUACGUCAAUGAACAAAUGGUUCCAAGUUUUACGGCAAACCAUGUACUGAAUUUUAGCAACGGAUAUGCAUCAAGCCUGUCCACUUUGGAAUUGGAGGCAGCAGUGUUGUCUCCCGUGCCUACGCUGAUGAUACGCUGUGAAGCAUCUAUAUUCGACGUGUGGAAAGCAACCAGCCACACAAUAGUUUUACGAGAGCGAAGCGCGAACCCGGCUUCCGCUUUGGGCAGGAGUUUUACAGGUGCUGCAACAGAAACUUGUAUCCCGACGAUUCUGGUUCUAUUGCUACAAGUAAUUUUGCAAUUCUUAUUAAAUAACUUCACAGAGACUUCAAUAAGAUAG
Molecule: messenger RNA, 810 nt
Organism: Danaus chrysippus (African queen)
Lineage: Eukaryota; Metazoa; Arthropoda; Insecta; Lepidoptera; Nymphalidae
Source: the annotation of a GenBank genome assembly